CUGGUUAACUGGGUUCAUAUUGUGGGAGGCUUACAGUUGGCAACGUUUUUUAGAAAAGGAACAUGCUCACCAGUAGUUUGAUUAUAUGGCAGCAAUCCCGUGCAGUUUCUUGGCAGUGAAUCCUGCCAAAUGCAAUUGGUCUUAAUCAAUUGAUUCAGUGGUUAAAGUUGCCUAUGGAUAGAGCAAUAACUCUGAAGCACAUUUUGUUGGGAGGUAGCAUGCAUACCGGGCAGGAGCAUAACUCAGCAGGAGAGUGUUUGCUCUUGCCUGCAGAAGGUUCCUGCUUCAAUCUGGGACAAUUAAAAGAGAAGUGGGCGAGGGGGAAGAAGCGGGUGUUGGGGGGAGACCUCCUCUGUUUCAGAGCCCGGAGAGCUGCUGCCAGUCAGGGCAGGCAAUACUGGGUUAAAUGUAAGAGGAGCCCUGCUGGAUCAGCAUAACAGGCAUCUGCCGCUAAGGGGAUGAGGCCUUGACUUCAUAGCAGAGCACCUGUUUUGUGUGCAGGUUCAAUCCCUGGCACCUGCAGGUAGGGUUGGGAGAGAAGCCUGCCUAAAACUUUGUAGAGCCGCUGCCAACCAGUGUAGACAGCAUUGAGCUAGAUGGGCCGAUGAAUGAUGGGUGCAAUUUAUCUGGUAUUUCAUUUGAAUGGCUCCUUUUGGUUCCUCCCUUGUUAAAUAAUGAGUGUGGAACAGCAAUUAAGGUUUAAGUUGUAAACUGGUCUUCCCCUGUACCUUUUCAGGAAAUGAAAAGGUGCUGGGCUAGUAGCACUGAACCCUGUUUCGGGGCCCUGCACUACAAUUCCCAUCUUCCCUGACUGUUGGCUAUACCGGCUUGGGCUGAUGGGAGUUGGAAUCCAACAUCCGUGGAGGGACACAAGUUCUCCAUCCUUGGUCUACACCACUGCUGUAGUUUCAGAACAAAGUAGUUGAUUCCCCAUCUCAUGAUAUAGGAGGCGUUCUCAUGUUCCACUGAAAGGAUGAGAUUUUAAUCACUGGUAACUGGAGUGCUCUUGCUCUGUACUCUGUGACCAAUGCAUAGUUUGAUUUGGAAAUACCCCUGGAACGUAUUUUCAAGGUCAGGACUCAAACCCUGAAACAUGUUGAGGCACUACAAAAAGAGUGUUGCUUAACAUGUGCAGAGUGCAUUCUGGUCACCGCUGAGCAGGGUGGGCUUUACAGGGCAGGGCUGUUAGAUCAGAGCAUGCAAUUUUGUGAAGCCUUGGCACUUUUCAGUGUAGAGGUUAAGUCCUCCCAAGUAGAGGUCAUAGAUUAUCAGAGCUAGAUAGGCCUCGCUAUACCAGCAUAGGUCCCACCAGAAGAUGAGAGAGCAUGGCAUGAUAGUCAGAGGGGAGGCUGUGUGAUCUCAAGCUGUAGGCAAUUAUGGUCCCUUUCACCCAGUACUGCUUGUUUGUGAACAUCUGUUACAAACUCCAGAAAUGCUUGAUAUUUCCUCUGAUUUCAAUUCUCUCAUUCUACCCAUAGCAGUAACACUCUGGCUUGGAGGGGGGGGAAAGCUCUUUGAGAUGGAGUGCGAAGACCCAGGUCGUGUGGAGAUCCACAACUCAGAUGAUGGUGGGAUUGUACGGAGAGUCUACCUAGCUGACAAAGGUGAAGAUGAUCUGGAGCACGAGACCAUCCAAUCCAGCAUUCAGCAUGGACAGUCCAACUGGAAGGCAAAUUCCCAGCAGGAAGGAUCAGCCCCUGGCAGCUAUGGCGAGGGCGAGGGGGCGGUUGCAGCUGCAGUGGUCUCACGCUCCACCAAACAGCGCCCCUUCAUCUGCAACGAGUGCGGCAAGAGCUUCAGCCACUGGUCGAAGCUGCUGCGGCACCAGCGCACCCACACCGGCGAGCGGCCCAGCACCUGCACCGACUGCGGCAAGAGCUUCUCGCAGAACUCGCACCUGGUGCAGCACCGGCGCACGCACACCGGCGAAAAGCCCUACGUCUGCCGGGACUGCGGCAAGAGCUUCAGCUGGAGCUCCAAUCUCAUCCAGCACCAGCGCAUACACACAGGAGAGCGCCCUUACACGUGUGGGGACUGCGGGCGCAGCUUCACCCAAAGCAAGAACCUGGCCAAGCACCGGAGGACACACACGGGUGCCCGGCCGUUCCGCUGCCCCGAGUGUGGGCGGGGCUUUGCGCACACGGCCGGCCUGGUCAAACACCAGCGCCUGCGCCAUGACACCGACUCUCCCAUCGGGCACCCUUGCCCGGAAUGCGGGCAGCGCUUCCGGGCACCCUCCGAGGUGGAGCGCCACCGCGUGGCUCACCACGGCGUUGCCCCCUCGGAGCCCUUCAUCUGUGUGGAGUGCGGAGAGUGUUUCACCAAGAGAACCACACUCAUCCGCCACAAGAGAGUGCACAAGCCCAUCUUUGUGCGUUGAGGCUUUUCGUCGCCCCCGUGCGGGAUGGGAAUUCCAAACGUCUAUGCCCAGGCUUGCAGCCUGAAGACUACAGGUUGGGGUCCGAGGUGACUCUGGACGGCAACCUGGGUGUCGCUUGACCAGGUCAAAGGCCCUGAUGGGGCCAACGUGCAAAAUCCACUGGGUGGUGACGAGGAGGAGGAGGAGGAGCAGGAGGGAAGAAGAAAAGACUGGGCUCAGAGCUUGGACUCCAGGCCCUUGUCGGGAGAGAGACUGGUUGCAGCCCAGAUCUCGAACUGCCUGUGGGGCAGAAUGAAAGCACAGCAUAACUCUCACUCACCUGCUGAGAAUCUACAGGCCCUGGACUCUUCUCCUGUACAUACAAUGUGUGUGUGGGGGGGGGGAUUCUUUAGUUAGAAGCCAUAAUAGAAAACCUUCAAGGGGAGGGAGGGGGAAGAGAUCCAGUAAGCAAGUCUCCCUGAGACUUGGAUGGAAGAAAGAAUUCAGACGAGGAAGCAUCUUGCAGCAGAACUGAGUUGCCUCAGGGAAGGAGCAUGGACAAUUGGGGCAGGGGAAAUUGGAUGGCGGUUGAGGAGAGGACAGGGAGAUUGAACAAAACAAUUGUGAAAUAAAAGUUUUGUGUAUCUCCUGAUCUCAAAGUGCCAAACUCAUUCUUUCUUUUAGAAGUUUGCGAUCAAACAAGGGCAGUUCAAGAGACAAAGGUAGGCAAUGUGGCAGAAUGGGAAGAUGGACCAAAUUCGGAACAGGAGAUGAAUAGCACUGAUAAAAAGGCCACUCACUGGGAUACUGUGGUGGCUGAUGGGCUGUACAGAAGAAGAAAAGGAGACACUAUGGACUAAAAGACAUUUAAGCCCAGCAACCCAACAAGAGGACAUAGCAAGUCUUUUUUUUUUUUUGCAGUGCAGGGUACAAACUGGCAUCUGGGGCAGAACACAGUUCAUUUUAAAGCUGUUCCUUGUGUUUAUGGCUAUGGAUGUUAGUUAUGCAAAAGGCAGUUUUCAUAGAUAGGUCUUGAUCUUCCCAGCCACCUCAUAUUCCUCUCCUGAUAAAUACUUUUUGCAUACCCACAUUUCUCCACCUAUCACUAUAUUACUACAAGCAUACUUUAUCAACUACAGUCAAGCAAAAACUACAGAGGAUAGACAUCUACAAUAGUAGUAACAGUAUUAUCUGGCCUAUAAGUGAGUCCUUCAGAUGUUGAGGUGUUCUCUCCCUGCAGGGGAGAAAAGUUGUUAUAAAAUGAAACAUCCUUGCUUUCUGGUUUCCUGAGAAAACUUACAAAUGGUCCUUCAUCACACAGGGAGACAAGUGAAUGAGAGGCAUACAGAUUCAGGCUGCUGACACAACUACGAAAUAUCUCUAUAUGGAGGACAUAGUACUAAGCGUGCUUUAGGAUUGCAGGCUGAAAGUGUUAGUGCUUAUUGAAUUCUAUGGCUGCAUUUGGAUAUAGCUCAACCAUGGUUUAAUACAGAGACAGGGAAGCUGUGGCAUUCCAGAGGGUGUUGGACUCCCAGUCGUCAUCACUGACCACUGGCCAUGCUGGCAUAAAAUGAUGGGAGUUGAAAGUCCCAACUGGAGGCCCAUAGGUUUAGCAUUAACGGAAGGAACUUCAGGAAGCCCUUGCGGCAUCAUAGCUGCCAAGUUCUCCCUUUUUUUAAGGGAAAUUCCCUUAUGCUGAAUAGGCUUCCUCGUGAGAAAAGGGAAAACUUGGCAGCUAUGUGCGGCAUGCCUGGAUGUCCCUCGCCCUCUGGAUGAAGCAAGUAAGCUUCAUAAACUUUGAGAGAAAUUCAACAUAGUGUUAUGGCAAUCAUUCACAGUGCAAGCCAGGCAUCCCCAAACUUCGGCCCUCCAGAUGUUUUGGACUACAAUUCCCAUCUUCCCUGACCACUGGUCCCGUUAGCUAGGGAUCAUGGGAGUUGUAGGCCAAAACAUCUGGAGGGCCGCAGUUUGGGGAUGCCUGGUGCAAGCAUUUCAGCUUUCCAGAUGGAACAAUCCCCCCUGCCCCCCCCCCGCUGUUCUGGGAGCUCUCCACCGAGCCAAUUUGGUGAAGAAAGAGGAGGCAAAGGCGCUGGUGGUUGUGGGACUUGUUAUAUGAGUGCGCCCCUAGGGGUCUUAAGUUUGCUUCUUUCAACUAAUCUUUACAAUUAACUAGUUUGUCCGGGUUAAGGCGACACGGAUGGUUGUACCUAUUCUAAAACAGAAACAAAAAGCUUCUGGACUCCUCCUCGAUGUUGCAACAAAGGAUAAGGGGGAAAGUAUGCGAGUCCAAAGCUUGCAGUGCCUUGUAAUGCUAGGCAAACCAGCCCUAUUGGAUUUACUUCGGAAUAAAUAUGCUUAUGACCACACUAAGAUACCUAGUGAAUGUACAAUCCAAUACUCAGCCCUGGAACGUAGACAUAUUCUCCCUCAAUAUCAUUUCAUAC
This is a messenger RNA of Zootoca vivipara (common lizard), 4803 nucleotides long. Lineage: Eukaryota; Metazoa; Chordata; Lepidosauria; Squamata; Lacertidae. The record is from RefSeq and is a predicted model, not a curated record.